This is a messenger RNA of Eucalyptus grandis, 821 nucleotides long. RefSeq names its product acyl-CoA-binding protein. Gene Ontology annotation, biological process: fatty acid metabolic process. The transcript is spliced from 4 exons. The record is from RefSeq and is a predicted model, not a curated record. Bases 181 to 672 code for a protein of 163 amino acids. Gene Ontology annotation, molecular function: fatty-acyl-CoA binding. Lineage: Eukaryota; Viridiplantae; Streptophyta; Magnoliopsida; Myrtales; Myrtaceae.
UUGCUUGAUAACAGGCGGGAAUGCUGAGUCCGCGGGCUCAUGAGAACCGAGUCUAGUACUCAAAGAACCGAGCCCCCUGAGUUUCGAGUCGAGUCAUUGCGCAUGUUGUGGUCCAUUUCUUGACGAUCGAAAAUAUGGGUUUGUCUAAAAUGGCGUUAGAUCAAAUUAAGGUAACAACAGAUGACGGCAUGUUCCGCUCGCCAAGCAUCCAUUUUUCGCAGGGGGGAAAAAACAAGAAAGGGAAAAGAAGGGAAAAAGCUACAAGUAGGCCGAAGUUGGCUCAACCAUCAGACGUACCACCCAAGAAAGAUCUCUCUUGUUCGCAUCGCCUUGCCAGGCCGAUGCGAGCUCGCUUUUAAACGAGAGGAAGAGGACCCUUCGUGGCCCCAGUCUGCUGAAAAGAAGAUGGCUUUAGAGGAUGAGUUCAAGGAAUACGCAGAGAAGGCCAAGUCGUUGCCCGCGAGCACGAAAGAUGCAGACAAGCUGGUGCUCUAUGGGCUGUACAAGCAAGCCACCAUAGGAGCUGUCAAUACCAGUCGGCCCGGCUUCUUCAGCCCUGCGGAGAGGGCGAAAUGGGAUGCUUGGAAAGCAGUUGAAGGGAAGAGCAAGGAAGAAGCAAUGGCUGAUUAUAUCACCAAGGUGAAGGAGCUGCAGGAAGUGCCCUCCACAUGAACUGAAUUCAAAUCCUUUAAAAUUUGGACUUUCACCACUUCUGAUACUUAGCCAAGCUGUUCUAUUUACAGUACGCAACAAGUCCGUGAAUUUGAUUCUCUGUAUUCAACAACAGUUGUUUCUGCAAGUUUUCACCCCUAUUAGAACAA